Messenger RNA from Scophthalmus maximus (turbot), 4992 nucleotides. It is a transcript of the gene slc71a2b, whose product is annotated as major facilitator superfamily domain containing 14Bb. The transcript has 12 exons. Gene Ontology annotation, biological process: transmembrane transport. NCBI's taxonomy places the organism in Eukaryota, Metazoa, Chordata, Actinopteri, Pleuronectiformes, Scophthalmidae. Gene Ontology annotation, molecular function: transmembrane transporter activity. Bases 820 to 2265 code for a protein of 481 amino acids. Gene Ontology annotation, cellular component: membrane. The record is from RefSeq and is a predicted model, not a curated record.
CAGGUUUUUCCAUUAAAGCCAAAAAAUUCUUGCGCCGCCGAGUCCCGCCUUUCUCUCUCUUGCUAAAUAGUGAUCCAUCGGAAUGUUGCUCAGCGAGCUCGGCCUCUGCGCUUUCCUGCCAAAUACUGACUCUCUUGGUUGUGACCUGUUUUCUUCACCGGGCUGCGCCGCGACGGUUACAGGCGGUUACACGCGGACACGAUCCGGUCGCUGCUGCGCGCAGACACGAGACUCGCACCGACACCGAGCGACGUUAAUCAUAUCAAACAGUCGCUGCUCUGCAGUGCAGCGGCGGCUCGGCAGGUGGCGCUCGUCUUUCCCCGUGUACAGAGUCGCGGAGCAGACCGGGGACCAGUGAUCUGAUCCGGAGUCAGGUCCUCCAGCUGUUCACGGAGUCAACAGGAAUAACAGCUGAUCUCGAAGCAGCUGGUAGAGAGGAGCGGGCGAAAUCGCCUUCGUUCUGUGCGACCGGAACGGCACAUCGGGGCGGUGUUUGUGCACGUUACGUCUACACUGAUCGACACGAAGCGACAGCACCGCUCGCCCGGGAGACUCAGGUGAUACAAAGCAAAGUGACCGGCAGUUACACUCCAGCCAGAGCGGAGGAAUUCGGGUCAAAGAACCGAGAAGCCGAGUCUCCGCCACAGUCGACCGCCCCGGUGCGACCCGGUCCAACCCGGUCCAGAUCCAGGUCCAUGAGAGCGCCGCAGGGACGUAGUCACACUCACACAGCGGGACACCCUGGAAGAGACGGACGGGCCGCAGGGGGAUGCCGGACACCGCGCACUCGACGUGACAAUCGUCGCGGCAAGAUGUGAGAUGAACCGGGAGAAAACAUCGACCGAGGCCAGCGACAUCAUGUCGGUCCGGAGCCCGCCCGGACGAGGCCGAGCCAAAGUCACUCAUGCGGUGGUGGUGAUCUUCCUGGAGUUCUUCGCCUGGGGGCUGCUGACCACGCCCAUGCUCACCGUUCUCCACGAGACGUUUCCUCAGCACACCUUCCUGAUGAACGGCCUGGUUCAGGGAGUGAAGGGCUUCCUGUCAUUCCUGUCGGCUCCUCUGAUUGGUGCUCUCUCAGACAUCUGGGGCAGGAAGUCCUUCCUCCUCAUGACGGUCUUCUUCACCUGUGCCCCCAUCCCCUUCAUGAGGAUCAGCCCCUGGUGGUAUUUUGCUCUGAUCUCGGUCUCGGGGAUCUUCGCCGUGACCUUCUCGGUGAUCUUCGCCUACGUCGCCGACAUCACGGAGGAGCACGAGAGGAGCACGGCCUACGGCCUGGUCUCGGCGACCUUCGCAGCCAGCUUGGUGACGAGCCCCGCCAUCGGGGCCUACCUGUCUGCCCAAUACGGGGACAGCCUUGUGGUCCUGGUUGCCACGGUGAUCGCUGUGGCGGACAUCGCCUUUGUGUUCUUCGUCGUCCCCGAGUCGCUGCCGGACAAGAUGAGGCUGACGUCCUGGGGCUUCCCCAUCUCCUGGGAGCAGGCCGACCCCUUCGCUUCGCUGCGUCGUGUGGGGAAAGACACCACAGUGCUGCUGAUCUGCGUCACAGUGUUCCUGUCCUACCUGCCGGAGGCCGGACAGUAUUCCAGCUUCUUCCUCUACCUGAGACAGGUGAUCGAGUUUUCUCCUGCCACCAUUGCCGCCUUCAUCGCCAUGGUGGGAAUCCUGUCGAUAGUCGCACAGACCCUCCUCCUCAGCGUCCUCAUGAGGACCAUAGGGAACAAGAACACGGUUCUGCUCGGUCUCGGCUUCCAGUUCUUCCAACUCGCCUGGUACGGCUUCGGCUCCGAGCCCUGGAUGAUGUGGGCGGCAGGAACAGUAGCAGCCAUGUCGUCCAUCACUUUCCCAGCAGUCUCCGCUCUGGUGUCACACAGUGCAGCACCUGACCAGCAAGGUGUGGCUCAGGGGAUGAUCACAGGUAUCCGAGGUCUGUGUAACGGUCUGGGUCCGGCUCUCUACGGCUUCAUCUUCUUCCUCUUCAACGUGGAGCUGGACAACAUGGAGCCGGUGGAGGGGCGACCCGCCAAGAACACAGAGAGGUCCGUCAUCCCCGGCCCUCCCUUCCUGUUCGGAGCUUGCGCCGUCUUAUUCGCCCUCCUCGUCGCCGUCUUCAUCCCGGAGCACCAGCCACUGACCGACGUCAAGACCGGCUCAGCGCGCAAGUCCAGCGGUGCCGGCGCCGCACACGCUCAGAGCGCCGGCCCUCUGGCCACGCCCACCAGUGACAUGGAGGACAUCGAGCCCCUCCUACAGGACAGCAGCAUGUGACUGACAGCCUCCUCUGCAGGUCCCGCCCCUUUCAAAAUAAACCAGCUUUUUUUUUAAUUUGAUCUGAUUUUUAUCAGAUUCCAAUUGUUCAGAUGAGAAUCUGGGAACGUCGGGCGGCGAGCGCACUGACCAGCUGCAGACACUUAUUCAUAUUUCAUUUAGCUGCUCCACGUCAUCAUCAAUCUGUCGAUCAGCAGAAAAUAAUUUCUGAUUAUUGAUAAUUACAAACGAAUCUUCUCUAUCGGUAAACUGAAUCUGCUGCUACACUUUAUUAUUUUAAACACUGUGUAAACAGGCGUGUCGUCACACAUCAGUGUCAACAACAACAAUAUUUAUUCAUAUCAGUAAUACACAUAUGAUAAUAUCAUAUCAGUUUCACUCUCAGAACAGAUCUGAUCCCGAACAGACAAGUUGAAGAUGAAUUUGAUUCAAUUAUAAUUUUUUAAAAUCCAUUUUUCUACAGAUGUUAAUAAUAUAUAAUAGAUCCACGAUUAUAUCUUUAUCGUGGAUCUAAGAUUGCAACAUCAAAUUAAAAACAAAAACAAACUCAAUGAUUCAUGGGUGAAUGAAGAAAAGAUGAUGACAUCACUUCCUCUGUCGUUUCACACUCACGAGUCACCUACGACUCGGGGCUGCAGAGCUCCCUCGCCGCGCGGAGGUGUGUUGAAUUGGCUUCACAGCUGAUGUGUUUUCUAACUGAAAAGUUCCCCGGGACGGUGAUGUCACAGCCGAUCAAACCUCUCGUCUGCACCUCUCUGUUACUAUGACAACAGUAGGCCACACCGAGCAUGUGCGGAAACCGACCGGCCGUGACGUCAUCGUCCUCUCCUGGGAAACGUUGUGACGGUUUAUUUGAAUUGAGCGUUGGAAUCAUUCAAAGCUCUGGACGGAGACUCAAGAUCUGGACUUCAUGAUUCCAGUUUGAGAUUUAUUGAUCCAGACUCUCGAGUCAGUCGCUCCAAUCUGAGGCUCUUGGUUUUUAUAUCUCAGGUUCUGAUUUAUUAGAACAUUUGAUUAGUCUGAUUUAUUAUCAUGUGACGACAAGACUUCAGGAAGUGGAACGACCUCAUCAAAGAAAACACAAGAUUAGUUUUAACAGACGCUUUGUGUCACGAGCUCAGAUGAUCUGUUCAUAUCCUCAGAUCAUUAUCAGUGAUCUGGUGUUUAACUCCAUGAGACGUGUGAUGCGAUGCUGCUGCUCCUCGAGUUACUGACCUCCUCCUCUGUGCUCUCGCCGCCGAGUUCAACUUUCAGAAUCUGCAGGUUUUAAAAACCAAAUUGUGCCAUUUUUUUUUUCUUCAUCCUUUUUACGUUUGUUUGUUUGUUUGUUUGUUUGUAUGUUUGUUUGUUUGUGAAAAGGUCAAACCGCCACAUUCCAGGGAAAGACGGAGAUUCUCUGAUUGGCAUCAUCGGACGUGGCGUUUGUGGCCGCCGAGCUGAAACGGUCGACUCCGUCACGUCUGUCGCUCGCUCCACGUUACUGUAGAUGAGACGUGAUGCAUUUAGGUUCUGUCGGAUGUUCGGGCAAACACGAGCUCCUGACUGCGGUGGGUGGGCUCGUGUCUGCCCCCUGGUGGCGGGUACAGGUCUGAGUACAGGAUCAUGUGUCCAGUGUUUUCAUGAACGCGAACGCACCCCCAGGUUCCAUCGUACCUCGGAAGUCGGGUUUAUCGUUCCAAUACAAUUUUCGGAAUUACGACCUCCUUGAUGUCGGAAAAAAAUCACCACCCCGACUGCUGAGGUAGAAUGGAACACAAGGGGGGGGGCAUCAACACCCUGUGUCCUGUCGCCGGGGUCGAUGAUGUCAUGGCAGUCGAUGAUGUCGUGUUUGAUGAUGUCAUGGCAGUCGAUGAUGUCGUGCAGCUUCAUGAAUCACUCACGUUCUAGCCACGGCGGAUUUGUCCGUUGACGCAGCAGGAUGUUUUCAUCCAGACCUUAUUUUCUAACUCAAAUUAAAAUCUUUAGAUUUCUGGCUCAUUAAAAUUUUUAAUCUCUCGCUCCUUUUAAAAAACCAAACUCCUCCGACUCGACUGAAACUUGAAUCUUGUUUUUCGGUCGUUGAAGAUUUCAAACGGAGACAGAUGAUCCUACAGGAUGUUUUUCUACAGGUCAGUCUGCAGAGAUGUUACUGAAUGUCCCAGAAUGCAUCACUUCGUAUGUGUCUGGGUCUUCGUCCCGUCUGCCGCCUCGUUCAUGUGUCACUGGAAAGUUUCUCUCUCGACAUCAGCAGAUAUUAUUUUAUAUUUCAACAUUUGUUUUGGUCUCGACUCUAGUUUUGUUUUUUCCUCCAGUUAUUAUACGUCAGUUGUUCAGACAUUUAACAUCUGACAUCCGAGUUUUACUAAACGUGAUAUUGACUGAAGUGAAACUUUCCAGUGACGACGACGACAACGAUGUGUUUUUAAUCGUCGGGUCUUCAUGAAUCUGUUUACUGAGAAAUUAUUAUCAUUCGAAGAGAAACAGUUACUGAUGCAGUCAAAUACAUGACAUAGUAAUAUUGAAUAUAUGGGUCAUAUAUAUAUAUAUAUAUAUAUGUGACAGUAUUACUCCCCUCUGACGCUGCACUUUAAUUUCUCUGAAUGUGCCUCGAAAUCAUUCUCUGUGUUCAUAUCAGUUUUUGUAUAGAAACCAAGAGACGUGUUGUUGUUGCAUCUUUUAUCUUCUUAAGAACCUAAUUUUGAAUAAUAUCUAUGAUGAUAAUAAUAAAGAGAACAGUAUUGAAUUUGA